Molecule: messenger RNA, 969 nt
Organism: Macadamia integrifolia
Lineage: Eukaryota; Viridiplantae; Streptophyta; Magnoliopsida; Proteales; Proteaceae
Product: probable carboxylesterase 4, mitochondrial
Exons: 3
Coding region: 1-969 (322 amino acids)
Molecular function (GO): hydrolase activity
Source: RefSeq, a predicted model, not a curated record
AUGGAUUCAAACAACGAUGAAGUAGCUUUCUAUCUUCCAAAUUUUAUUUGGAUCUACAAGGAUGGUUCCGUAGAAAGGCUCGCAAGAACUGAAAUCAUCCCCACCAGUGCUCUCGAUCCUCAAACCGGUGUUUCCUCCAAAGACGUCCUCAUCGCACCAAAAAAUGGCGUUUCUACCUGGCUUUUUCUCCCCAAAAUAAUCACCAAUUCUUCCCCUCAAAAGCUUCCCCUCUUGGUCUACUACCAUGGUGGCAGCUUCUGCUUUGAGACCCCUUUCUCCCCUAUUUACAACCGUUAUGUAUCAUCUCUAGUUGCGAAGGCUAACGUGGUUGUAGUUUCUGUACACUUCAGGAGAGCCCCAGAGGACCCACUCCCCAUCGCCUAUAAUGAAUCAUGGGAGGUGCUUCAAUGGGUCAUUUCUCAUUCCAAAGGGAACGGCCUUGAAGCAUGGCUAAACGAGAACGCUGAUCUGAGUAGAAUAACUAUGAUAGGAGAUAGCGCAGAGCUUCAGAGCCUCCUCAUCAGUCAUGGGUAUCUCCAUUCAAGCACGGCAAGUAAGACCGACUCCACUGAUCCUACUCCUACUCCAGAGGCUAAAUCUCACACUGACUUCUCCUCCACCACCAACGCCUCUUCUGGUCGUGGCUCAGGAUGGGGUCGUGGUGGAUGUAGUCACGGUGGACAUGGUCACAGUGGCCUGACUUGUGUCAACUUGGAGAAGCUGGCAUCUAAGAGGGUAUUGGUAUGUGUUGCUGAGAAGGAUGGAUUGAAAGAGAGGGGUCUAUUUUACCAUAAGAUGUUGGGGAAGACUGGGUGGGGAGGGGAAUUGGAAUUGAUGGAAGUUGAAAGGGAGGGUUAUGUGUUCCACCUCUUCAAUCCCACCUCCAAGAAAGUUGUAGCCAUGAUGAUGAUGUCCCACUUAGUUUCCUUCCUCAACCAAGACCGUACUCCUGAACUCCUUAGUUAUUAG